This is a messenger RNA of Amblyraja radiata (thorny skate), 672 nucleotides long. RefSeq names its product high choriolytic enzyme 2-like. The coding region runs from base 1 to 672 and encodes 223 amino acids. Gene Ontology annotation, molecular function: zinc ion binding; metalloendopeptidase activity. The record is from RefSeq and is a predicted model, not a curated record. NCBI's taxonomy places the organism in Eukaryota, Metazoa, Chordata, Chondrichthyes, Rajiformes, Rajidae. The transcript has 5 exons. Gene Ontology annotation, biological process: proteolysis.
AUGUCCCCCGUCUCCAUCAAAGGUGUGGACGUGCAGUUUACCAAGGAAUACAAGUACCUUGGAGUGUACUUGGACAAUAAUUCAGAAAGAAGAAUAAUUAAAAGAGCUCUGCAUGAGAUUGCCACUUUCACGUGCGUAAAGUUUUACGAGCCUCGUAGACAUAAACGUGCCUUUGUUUCAGUUACCGCAGGAGCUGGAUGCUAUGCAAUUGUUGGAUUUACGGGAAGACAACAGAUACUAUCACUCAACCAGCGAUCUUGCUUGUACUUUGGUAUAAUAGAACAUGAAUUUCUGCAUUCAAUCGGUUUUCAGCAUGAACACUGCAGGAGUGACCGUGACACCUAUGUCAGGAUCUUAUGGCAAAAUGUUAUGAAAAGUAAGAAAAUUAAACAUCCCUUUUGGAUACUGCAAGUUCUGGACGAUGAAGGAUUGCAAAUUUUAAUUUGUGAAGGUGAAGCAAUUUUAAAUGCUCGACCCAUUACCAAGAGUUCUGAUGAUCCAAUGGACCUGGAAACACUCCCACCAAACCAUCUUCUUCUGUUGAAAGCCAAGCCAAUACUACCACCUGGACUCCUUUAUUUUACAGAUCAAGCAUUUAAUUUUGAUAAACUGCAGACCAAUAAUCUUGGGACAAAAUAUGAUUAUACCUCAAUUAUGCACUAUGGCAGGUGA